AUAGUCUUGCAACUUUUGUAGAGUUAUUGUAGCCUAAAAGUUAAGCAUCGGAGAGCGCGCGCGUCUGAAGGCUCUCUCUCUCAGGUUUCCAUGUGGAAUAUAGCUAUAGUUAUUUCCCCCCGGAAUGAUUUCCGCUAAUUAUAAAAGCAAAACGUCUUCCGAUGAAGAAGAUGAUGAUCAGGGUUCACGGUCAUCUCCGCCGGAGCGUUCAGUCCGGACGCAAAGUCUCCCGUUCAGCGUCGAAGCCCUCAUUUCGAAGAAAGGACGGAGUGGAUCAUCUUCACGAGAACCGAUUCCGAUGGCAUGCUUAAUAAACCCGGACGAUCGAUCACUGAUCUAUUCAGAGUCGGUGGAUUUCCCCAAACGCUGUGAAUCUGUCAGAGAGGACUCUUCCUGGAUCAAUAAACCCAGAUCCUCACCACGAGCACAGAGUCCCGCGACAUGCACUCUCCGAAAGCACAAGACGAACCGUAAACCCCGAACCCCUUUCACCACCGCUCAGCUCUUGGCCCUGGAGAGGAAGUUUCGUCAGAAGCAAUACCUGUCUAUCGCAGAACGUGCCGAAUUCUCCACCUCUCUCAGCCUGACCGAGACCCAGGUGAAGAUCUGGUUCCAGAACCGAAGAGCGAAGGCCAAGCGGCUGCAGGAGGCAGAGCUGGAGAGGCUCAAAAUGACCAGCAAACCCCUCUUACACCCCGGCCUCAGUCUGCCGUUUCCACUCUGUACGCAGACCCAGACAGCAGCUCUCUUGUGCGGACAGUCCUUCCCCUUCAGCAGACACAUGAUGCCCUUUGCACCUGUAGGAAUAUACUCCACACCGGUGGGUUACAGCGUGUGUCCUCUCUCCAAAGACGGCUUCUCUGUGGAGCCAAUCUAGAGGAUCCAACUCAUGCAAACACUCCUGCUUCAUCUGCUGGACAUAUUGACAUUUAUUAUGUUUUUGAUAGGGAGUUGUACAAUUUGAUAUAUGCUUAGGAUUACUUACAUUUUAGUUUUUCAUCUUCAUUUUUGAAUGCAGCAUUACACGCUCAAAAAUCAAUGAUUUUUGCAACUUUUGAUAAAGUGACUCGAACGAUAAGAAGCCAUCUAAAUGACACAAAAUGAGGAAACCAAAGAUGCAUAACGUUAAACACAUCACAUGAAUUAACUUAGCUGCUAUUCGCAAACGCUCAAUUUAAUAAUAAUUAAUUAAUUAUAUACCUUGUUAGUAGCUUGCACCUGCAAUUGUUGAUCAGUACACUAAGAAAAAUAUCUAGAAAAGGGUACUAGUAAUUUCCAUUAUGCAUUGUAACCCUGUAACGCAAAAACACAAAAUACAAUGAAUAAUAAAAAAUGCAGGUAAAAAAAAAUAAUUCAUUCACACAGUAGAUUGUGCCCUAUUUUUACAGAUAUUUUCUUAGAGUGUAGCAUACUAACUAAUUGCUAAUACACUGGUUAAAACUAUAAUUGUUCAGAAUGUGUAAAAAAAAAAAACUUAAAUUGUAGGCCCUAAUUGUUAAUAAAUGUGUAAGUGUUCAUCAAUUCAAUGCUGUAUUUAAAAAUAGUUAUAUAUAUUUUAAUAUUAUAUUAUGUUAUAUUAUUUUACGAACCAAUCUAAAUCAACAUAUAUAAAAUAUUUGUUUUGUUCCCCUGAAAAUUAGUUGUCAACACAUGGAAAAAUUCAAUGGAUGUUAAAAG
Carassius auratus (goldfish) is the source of this 1677-nucleotide messenger RNA. RefSeq names its product homeobox protein MSH-A-like. The coding region runs from base 125 to 877 and encodes 250 amino acids. Gene Ontology annotation, molecular function: RNA polymerase II transcription regulatory region sequence-specific DNA binding; DNA-binding transcription factor activity, RNA polymerase II-specific. The transcript is spliced from 2 exons. NCBI's taxonomy places the organism in Eukaryota, Metazoa, Chordata, Actinopteri, Cypriniformes, Cyprinidae. Gene Ontology annotation, biological process: embryonic morphogenesis; regulation of transcription by RNA polymerase II. Gene Ontology annotation, cellular component: nucleus. The record is from RefSeq and is a predicted model, not a curated record.